Ipomoea triloba (trilobed morning glory) is the source of this 2013-nucleotide messenger RNA. Its product is annotated as 7-deoxyloganetic acid glucosyl transferase-like. The record is from RefSeq and is a predicted model, not a curated record. NCBI's taxonomy places the organism in Eukaryota, Viridiplantae, Streptophyta, Magnoliopsida, Solanales, Convolvulaceae. The coding region runs from base 131 to 1585 and encodes 484 amino acids. The transcript has 2 exons. Gene Ontology annotation, molecular function: UDP-glycosyltransferase activity.
UUGUAAGAAGACAGAGAGAGGUUGGUGAAGGUCAAUCUUAUCACACCAUUGUUAAUCUUGAAAGCUCCAAAUACAGAAAAACCUUCCAUCAAUCGAUCGAGCUGCGAGGAAGAAGACAAUCGCAGAGAAAAUGGAGCAUAGAAAUCCCCUCCCACCCCAUCUUCUCAUCUUCCCUUUACCUCUUCAAGGCCCCGUAAACAACAUGUUCAAGUUAGCCGAGCUGCUCUGCCUCGCCGGCGUCAACGUCACUUUCCUCCUCACCGACCACAUCCACCGCCGCCUCUCCAUUUACGCCAACAUCCACUCUCGUUUCCGCCGCUACCCGGGCUUCCAGAUUGCCACCAUCGCCGACGGCCUGCCCGCCGACCACCCGCGCGACGGAAAUCAGUUCAUCGAGAUCUUUGACUCGCUCAAGUCGCCGGAGAGCAAGGCGGUGUUCAGGGACUUGCUGUGUGGCUAUGACGGCGGGAUACGAGGCCCCGUUACUUGCGUUAUAGCUGAUGGGAUCUUGGGAUUUGCUCUGGAUGUUGCUAAUGAUGUCGGGAUUCCUGUUGUCUCUACUCGGACUGUUAGCCCCGCUUGUCUUUGGAUCUUCUUUUGCCUCCCUAAACUCAUUCAAUCUCAAGAAAUCCCCUUCCCAGGGAAUGAUCUGGAUGAGCUCAUAAAGAACGUUCCAGGAACGGAGACUUUUCUCCGGCGGCGCGACUUGCCGGGAUUCUGCCGGGCCGGCGACAUUUCCGAUCCAAACGUGCGGUUGUACGAAACGGAGGGACAAAUUAAUUCACGUGCACGUGGUCUAAUUCUCAACACGUUUGAAGAGCUAGAUGGGUCUAUACUUAGCCAAAUUCGAACAGUUUGUCCAAAUCUUUACCCAAUCGGACCACUCCACGCUCACCUGAAAACCAAGCUACUCGCCGGGGAAACGCCGGCGACGGCAUCGCCGGCGGCGUCGAGUAGCUUGUGGCAAGAGGACAGGAGUUGCAUUGCUUGGCUAGAUAAGCAGCCAUUGAGAUCUGUGAUAUAUGUUAGCUUUGGGAGCAUUGCAACGUUGACUAAGGAUCAACUAAUGGAGUUUUGGUAUGGGUUGGUGAAUAGUGGGCAAAAAUUCUUGUGGGUCAUCCGGCCGGAUUCCGUCGCCGGAAAAGACUGGGAGAGUCAGGCUCCGGCGGAGUUAACCCAGGGCACAAAGGAGAGAGGGUACAUAGUGGGGUGGGCUCCGCAAGAGGAAGUAUUGGCUCAUUCAGCAGUUGGUGGGUUUUUAACCCACAACGGAUGGAACUCGACGCUCGAGAGUGUGUACGAGGGUGUUCCUAUGAUCUGUUGGCCGUACUUUUUGGACCAACAAGUGAAUAGCAGGUUUGUCGAAGCGGUUUAUAGAUUAGGGUUGGACAUGAAAGAUACAUGUGAUCGAGUGACGAUUGAGAGAAUAGUUAGAGAGUUGAUGGAAGUGAGGAAAGAUGAGUUCUUGCAAGAGGCUAAGAAAAUGGGAGAAUUGGCCAAGAGAAGCAUCCUUGAAGGUGGUUCAUCUUAUACUAGUUUUGAGCGUUUGGUAAGUGAUAUAAAAACAUGGAGUCCUAGGAGUUGAGUGUUCAUUGAUUAUAUCCUUUUCCUUACAAAAUGAGAAAUUAUUUGUCUCAAAAGAUUCUCACGUUCUGACUCAUCAGAAUGGUGAAUGAGAUAAAUUGUGAUGACUCAACAACGUUUCAAUCGAAAGAUCAUUUGGAAAAAGGUUAUUAAGAUACUCUACUAAAUAUUAUGGAUUCAAUUGUCUUCAUAUAUCUCAAAUUGGAUUGUAUAUCUAACAAUGAGUCCAAAAUAUUCAGCAAGUAUAAUCUUAAUUUUGUUCUUAUAAAAUCAUAAAUUUAAAUUAUUGGACAUUUGGUUGAGUAACAUAUUUAUGAAAAUGUUGUAAUAAUAUUAAGAAAUUUAUUAGAACAAGAGCACUGAGCUUAUAGUGCACGGUCAUUAUCAUGAAUACAUUGACAUAGGGAAUUACAAGGUUUUAUUUAUUUC